This is a messenger RNA of Ruditapes philippinarum (Manila clam), 2157 nucleotides long. RefSeq names its product G-protein coupled receptor 161-like. The transcript has a single exon. Gene Ontology annotation, molecular function: G protein-coupled receptor activity. Bases 530 to 1864 code for a protein of 444 amino acids. Lineage: Eukaryota; Metazoa; Mollusca; Bivalvia; Venerida; Veneridae. The record is from RefSeq and is a predicted model, not a curated record. Gene Ontology annotation, biological process: G protein-coupled receptor signaling pathway. Gene Ontology annotation, cellular component: membrane.
AUAAAUGCAUCUUUGAAAUCUAUUUUUAGCAUCGCGAGACAAUGAUCAGAGCAUGGCAUUCUUUGGAAGGAAUAUUGGAAUUAUUGGUAGAAGAGGUCGCAAUAGAAGUGAUUUUCUCCGAGGCGUUUGGCUAUAUAUAUAAGGACAACAUAGCGUAGAGACAUUCACAUAUUGGCAAAUGGUGUGCAGGCUUUUGCUACAUAUUGGCAUCGUAGAAGCUUAUGUAUAAGACGCUUUUGGUGACAAAUAAAGGAACUAAUCCAGCGUAGUGUCAGACUCUUGUAGAGCUUGUAGCCUUACAUUGUGAUUUAUUAGUUUUUUUCUGCUACGGUUUUAUUGGAAAGGACGCUUAUUUUCCUAGAGUUCGGAUUUCUCAGGGGAUGAAUAAUUUAGAUUGAUUUCCAGGAUAUAUUUUGUAAUUUCAUUUCAUUUCUUAUUUCGCCAAGAAGAUGUUUUGUUCAGACAAAUUGAACGUGCAAUUUGGAUAGAACUGUUCCCGUGGAAUAUACUAGGUUUAUACAAGUUUUCAAUGCAACGUGAAAUUCUCAGAAAAAUCUUGAAGGUAUUUCAAGAAAUGAAUUUGACUGGAAAUUUUGAAAAUGAAUCUACAACGGAGGAAAAACUUGAAAGUUUUGAUUUGGCUGACGAAAAGUUGCAGACGACAAACGUUGUUGUUAUGGCAAUCACUCUUAUUGUGAUAUUUUGCGUUAGUUUCGCGGGAAACGUGUUUGUGUUUCUGAUAUUUUACAAAAAGCCUGCAUUAGUGACUAUUUCGAACAGAUUUAUUGUAAAUUUGUCUGUUUGCAAUGUAAUGGAAACGAUGUUUGUGAUGCCAUUUGUGUUUGCGGCACUCGUUACACAGAACUGGCAGUUUGGCAUGUUUUGGUGCCAAACGACAGGAUUUUUGAUGAACGCUAUUUUUGCUGCAAGUACGUUAACUCUUGUUAUUAUUGCCAUAGACCGCUACUGUGCCGUUAUAAAACCAUUGCAUUAUUCCAUGCACAUGACCAGCAGACGGUGUACGCUUAUGAUUGCUUCUGUCUGGAUUUUAGCAGUUUGCUGUUCCAUUCCCCCAUUGUUUGGGUGGAACAGAUACGAAUUUCAGAGAACAAAGCUGGCAUGCACCGCUGUAUCUACAAGUAAAGACUCAAAUGAUAUGACAUUUACAAUUUUCAUAGUGACUUUAUGUUUCAUUCUACCUUUGUUUAUAAUUGUAUGGGCGUAUUGUGUGAUUUUCAACGCUGCCAAGACCAACAGCGAAAAGGUUCGUAAAAAUAGCAUGCCACCAAAUGCUUUAGAAGACCAACUUUCUCAGACACCGUUACGAAAUAAUCGCCGAAUGAGCGCGGUACCAAUAUUAGUACACCGUCUGAGCGUUUCUAGCCGCUCGAGCUCGGUUCUCUGGCGGAGGGAUGAGUGGAAAGCAGCGGUGACGAGCUGUAUGGUUGUGUUCACGUUCAUCAUUUGUUGGCUCCUCUAUUUCAUCAUCAUCAUCCUAGAAUGCCUUAUUGAUGAGCCCGGGAAGAUAAACCCUGUAAUUAAAACUAUAUCUAUUUUGUUGGCAAUGUCUAGUUGUGCUUUGAAUCCACUUGUUUAUGUGUUCAGAUCUAAGAUUCAAAGAGUUGAACUAAAAGGAAUCUUAGGCAUACAAACAAAACGGGAAAAUACUUGCAAUGGGAACAUAAGUCAAUCACGUAGACCGAGUUUGUGUACGACUAUCCGAGAUUCGCCGAGCAUAUCACGUCAGGGGAGCGAAGACUCCGAUAUAAUUAUCACUAAACUUCAUCACGUGACCACAGCGACGACAUUGACCUCAAUGAUUGUAGCCGAGGAGCCCGAAUACCAUGACAACGCUAGAACUUGAAAAAAUUGGGAAAUGUGUUGUGUUGUGUUUUUUUUUCAAAUUGUAUGUUUUGCAAUUUUUACCAGAGCUAGUAUGUACUCUGUGUUCAAGACUAUAAAUUUUAUUUGUGUCAAUUUGUUUGAAUUUUUAUGGAAACUUGUUUCUGAAAAUUAUUUAUUAAUUUUAAUGUUGUGGUUUUGUCGUUGUGUUUUCUACAAGUAUGUUCACAUAUAUUUCUUUAGUUUUAUUGAAGAUAUAUACAUAAUUUCAACACAUUUUUCUUAUCAAUGUUUUUGUAUCUGCAACAGUUAUAU